AUGUCCUCGUCAAUACAACAGCGCAAGGCUGAAAUCCUUGCUAAGAAAGCCAAACUCGCCGAACUCAAGCGCCAGAGGGAAUUGCGCCAGAGGGAAUUCUCUCAGGUUCGCGCUAAUAGCGGUGACGCCUCUGAGGUCGUAUCGCCAGUCCCCAGUCGUGCGGACAGCAGAGCUGAGCUCGACGACUUCAUUUCCCGUCUUGUCGACCGCCCCGGAUCAGCUUCGAUCGGCCACGGUGCCGAUGGCCUCUCGCGCAAAGGCAGCCGACCAAAUUCCGUCCUCAGCGCCAGCCAGUUGAGCGGAGAUAACGCCGAAGCUUUUAGCCCUCCUGCGCGAACCGUUUCCCAUUCAAUCGCAGUCCAAACCGUCGGGACCGAGCUCUUUGUCGCCGCCAGCGAACAGCAACCUGCCCCUGAGCCAAAACCCGAAAUUGUCACCUACAGCAAAGCAGUGCAAACCGAUGAUCUGAAAGGACCUGAUGGGAUAUCUGUCGACUCCGAUGAUGAAGGUGAUACGAAACGCUCCGACAAGAAAGUCAGUGAGCUUGACGAUGAAAUUCUGAAGAAGCUUCGCAGAGAAAUUGAGGAGGAACUGCAGACAGCUCAACGGAAAUCCGAAAAUGAAAAUGGGUCUGAAAUGGUGAAGACGCGGUAUCCGCUGCGCACACUGGACGAAGAUGAACUCAAAGCUGUUACCUCGUCGGACGACUUCUUAGACUUUGUUGAACGGUCGGCAAAAGUGAUUGAGCGGGCAUUGGAUGAAGAAUAUGAUGUUCUGGCAGAUUACGAGCUUGGAGGUGUCGAUGGCGAGCUGGAUGAUGACGACGAGCACGGCAAGAAGAGACGAGGUAUCCGAGAGGUCUGUCAAUUCUGGGAUGAACGAUGGAGCAAGAAACGUAUGAUCAGCGAUUUGAGCUUCUCUCCAAAGUUCCCGGAACUCGUUCUGGCCGCGUAUACCAAGAACCCCUCUGCGCCCCAUGAGCCCGACGGCCUGGUCCAGAUCUGGAACCAACACCUGCACUCCCGCCCAGAGUAUGUUUUCCAUUCAACCUCCGACAUAUUGGCCGCGAAGUUCUCUCCCUUCCAUCCCAACCUGAUCGUUGGUGGAUCAUAUUCGGGCCAGGUUCUGCUGUGGGACACCCGUUCGUCGCGAGCAGGUGGAGGCGCGCCGGUUCAGAAGACGCCCCUGACCGGCUCCGGACAUACCCACCCUGUUUACAGCAUCUCAAUAAUCGGCACCCAGAAUGCCCACAACAUCCUCACAGCAUCUACGGAUGGGGUUGUCUGUGGAUGGACUGUUGAUAUGCUCUCACAGCCUCAAGAGUAUCUGGAGCUGUCCACACCUCCUCCGUCUAAAACCGAAGAUCUUGCACCCACAACCAUGUCAUUCCCCCAAUCCGACCCGACAUUCUUCAUUGUUGGCACCGAAGAAGGAGGAAUCUACCCGUGCCACCGUUAUGAUCGAGCGGGGGCUAAGGCUGGUACCGACCAUCGUUUGGCGUAUCGUGGCCAUGCUGCGCCGAUCAUGUCCACUGCGUUCCAUCCGGCCCGCGGCCCGGUCGAUCUGGGUGAUCUAUUGCUCAGCUCGAGUUUAGAUUGGAGCGUGAAACUUUGGCGUGUGCGGCCCCCAGCCACGACCGCCCCGGCUACGUCGGCCAUAGCCACGACUCAAGUCGUUUCUCCGAUCCUUGAGAUCAAUCGCGAAGAUGUGGUGUACGAUGCCAAAUGGUCCCCUCACCGCCCUGGAGUCUUUUCUCUCGUCGAUGGUGCUGGCAACCUAGAGGUUUGGGAUCUCUACACGGACACAGAGGUCCCGGCGGUGAAGACGACACCUUCUAGAGGCCGCGGUGGCAUUCUUACGAGGAGUCUCAACAAGGUGGCUUGGGAAGAGCGAGAGGGUAGACGCAUUGCCACGGGUGGUCUCGACGGCGUGGUGACGGUUUUCGAGGUCGGCAAAGGCCUUAGCGGUACUCCGGAAGAUGUGCGCGCAGAGGAAUGGACAGGGAUGAAGAAGCUCGUUGGACAAUGGGAGCAGAAGGACCGCAUGAACUGA
Molecule: messenger RNA, 2052 nt
Organism: Aspergillus aculeatus ATCC 16872
Lineage: Eukaryota; Fungi; Ascomycota; Eurotiomycetes; Eurotiales; Aspergillaceae
Product: putative dynein intermediate chain
Exons: 3
Coding region: 1-2052 (683 amino acids)
Biological process (GO): transport along microtubule
Cellular component (GO): cytoplasmic dynein complex
Molecular function (GO): dynein light chain binding; dynein heavy chain binding
Source: RefSeq, a predicted model, not a curated record